Messenger RNA from Hypanus sabinus (Atlantic stingray), 3601 nucleotides. Its product is annotated as Ras-related and estrogen-regulated growth inhibitor-like protein. NCBI's taxonomy places the organism in Eukaryota, Metazoa, Chordata, Chondrichthyes, Myliobatiformes, Dasyatidae. Bases 52 to 759 code for a protein of 235 amino acids. Gene Ontology annotation, molecular function: GTPase activity; GTP binding. The transcript has 4 exons. The record is from RefSeq and is a predicted model, not a curated record.
UCAAACAGCAGCUUUCUUGCUCACAGCUGCUCAUUUCAGCAGCUUGGAGAGAUGUGGGCUGAUCUGAAGCUUAAAGCUGCAAAUGGUUCGACAAGUUCCCUAAAUGAGCGUGAAGUAUUUUCUCCUACGACUAUACCACCUCUGUCAAGGAUGGAAGCCAAAGUUGUGGUACUGGGGGCAGAUAAUGUUGGGAAAUCUGCUUUAACCGUUCGCUUUUUGACAAGAAGAUUCAUUGGUGAAUAUGGAGAUAUAGAAUCCGUCUACAAUCACAACGUGACUGUUGCUGGGGUACAGGUUGCUUUCAAUAUUUGGGAUUCUCCGUUUUCUCAGGAUCGACUGAAUAAUAACAGUGGAAAGGAGAAACAGAUCCAAUGGGCAGACGGCUUUGUGUUGGUUUACAGCAUCUGUGACCGAGCCAGUUUCAACAUAGUCCGGCAACAGAUCCAGUUUAUCAAGUCAAUGAAAGCUUAUCCUGGCGCAGACCGAGCUCCCAUCGUCAUUGUGGGAAAUAAGAGGGACCUCUGUCACCGCAGGACGGUCUCCAGUGAGGAAGGAAGGCUCUUGGCUCUAGCAACCCACUGCGAGUUCUAUGAAAUCUCCGCCGCAGAAACUUACCAUGGCGUGUUGGUGGUUUUCCACAGUCUGGUGGACAUAAUCAAGGAGUCCAAGCUCCUGACCAUCAGAAAACCAGCCGGGAUAAGAAGCAUCGUUCGGAGUAUGUCUGCUGUGUUCACAAGAAGAAGAACAGAUUCCUUGUGAACUUGACAUCGUAUCGACAGCACGGCGCUGUGCUGCAUGUUUUAGCGUGGACUCUGGCUUGGAUUGCACUCCAUCCUUUAUCACGAGGUUUACAUCAAUGGUCACAAUUUAAUAUAUGUUCUGGGAUUUAAAAAAUUCCUUUUCUGCUUUCUCACAGUUUGUGGGGACAGUUGGAGCUAAAUGUCGAGCUUCACAUUGGGAGCCUAAAUAAUGAAUGUGGCUCAUUGGCCAUUUAGUCUAUCCUCACCACCCAUGCACGUAUUAUACAGUAAAAUGGGUGGAAACCAAGCACAAGAGUCUUUGCUGAUUCCCAACCCCAAUAUCCUAUUCACGGGGCACUGAACUGCCUAUAAUGCCAGCAGAUUAAUGAUCGAAUCUGCUAAGUGCUCUGCUUUUAGACGGGUGUCUCAAACGGCUUGUUUCUGAGAGAUUGGCCCACAUCCUCUUGACCUUGUUGAGCUCUUAGACACAGAGAGCCUUAUUCCUCAUUGAGUAAGCUUGCCUGGCAACCAUGAAAUCCAUCUGCUUUGAACCAAGUGAAUGUUAGCUUUCUAAGUAAGUGAUAAUAGGUUUCAUUGUAUCCGAUGGAAAAACUCCUGAUAAUGUACUUCCGCCCUCAUGUGGUGCUGCUGUCCAGGCUCAGUUGGGCAUCGAUAGUUUGACAUAAAUGAGUUGCAUGAUAAACUAAUAUUAUUCUUAGCUUAUUUGUUAUGCACAUUACGCUGUCUGACAGUCACUUCCUGUAAAGCGUUAACCAUGAUCUGUAGGGACAAUUACAUUGGUUUCCUCCUUUUCUGGCGGACGGAUGAAAUGACGUCACUAAGCUAAUCAAUGACGUUGGGCCAUACCAUUCUCCUUCUUACUCUUGAAGACAUUCACCACCUUGAUAGCAAAGUCAUGGCAAGUCCAUUCAAACCACUGAACAACCCAGUUUUGAACCAACCACUUAUUUCAUAAAAAAUUGAAGGAAUUUUACCACCAUUUGUCCUUUUGGGCAUUUUCUCCUCACCUUACCCACAGUUUGAUAGAUUUUUACAUAUUAAGAGAAUCUGGCAAUAUCGUGUUAGUGUCAGUAAGUAGUUCUGAUGUAAAAGACCAACAAUCAUCUUACUGAAUGUUGGAACAGACACAAGGAACCAAGCUUCAAGUUCUUACGCCUGGCUCUCUUCACACAUAUCACAGAACUAGAGAAUGGCCAUGACACAGAAAGAGUGCGUUCAGCCCCUCAAGUCUAUUCUCACUCCCUGUCAUUUCCCCAUUGCCCUGAAAAUUCUUUCUUCUUAGAUAAUCGUCCUUUUCUUUCUGGAUGCUACAAUUGAAUCUGCCUCUUAAACUAUCAAUAGAAAUGCAUUCCAGACUCUAACCAGACACUAUAUGUAAAAAAAAGUUGAUUUCUAUAUGAAAAACUCUGUGAUAGCUCCCUUGAGUUAAUCUUGAAAAAAUGACAGCUUGAUUUAUAAUAUUCCAAAAUUAUCUUUUCCAAAAUACAAUUAUCCAAUAUAUCAUGAGUUUGAAUAAUUAAUCCACUUCUAAAUACAGCAUUAGUUCUAACUCGUUGGUAUUUUCUCAUUCUUGCCCGCUUGAAGUAGAUCAACUUCUUGUUCACAUAUACUAAAGUGGUUCCAAUGCACCUAGGUUAAACAAGCUUAUCUUCUUGGGGACAAUAACACACACAAGGUACUGGAGGAACUCAGCAGGUCAGGCAGUUUCUAUUGAGAGGAAUAAAGAGAAUGUUUCAGUCUGAGACCCUUCAUUAGGACAUUUCAUUUAAUACAAGUACCUUCUUGGACAAUUCUUUAACCCUGGGUCACUUCAGCCUGAAGUUGAGUUUGUUCCCAAUGGACAAAACAUUGAGAUUUUUCAGAUGGAUUGAGGAAAAUUAUGGUUGAUUCAGGCAAAGGAGUGUGAUGUUAAAAAGUGGAGGAAUCUUUUCAUCCAAAACACUAAUCAGGGAAGUGAUUGGAAAUGAGAGCCAAGGCUUAUUUACUGUCUAAGUACGUAUAUGUCAUCACACACAUCACUACCUUGAGAUUCAUUUCUUGCAGACAUUUACAGAAAUACAAUAGAAUUUUUGAAAACUCUACCUAAACAAAGACUGACAAAUGUGCAAAAGACAGACUAAUGUGCAAACAGUAAUGCUAAGAACAUGUGUUGUACAGUCACUGAAAGUGAGUCCAUGGGUUGUGGAAUCAGUCCAGUGUUGGGGUGAGUGAAGUUAUCCACGUUGGUCAAAGAGCUUGAUGGUUGCAGGGUAAUAACUGUGCCUGAAGCUGGUGGUGUGGGCCCUAGGUUCCUGGAUAUCCUUGCCAAUGGUAGCAACAAGAAGAGUACAUGGUCUGGAUGGUGGGGGUCCUUGAUGUUUUAGUGGGUUCAGAAGUGAAGUAAUUUUCUGUGGAGUGCAAAUGAUGGGAAGGUGGGUUGAGUUUAAUCCAUCUAAGAGAGAUGGGCUUGAUGGGCCUUAUGACCUUUUCCUCCGCUCUCCAAGAUUCUUAAGCUGACUUGAGAAGAACUGCUGUGGUAAGACGAUGCCUAGAGUUCCUGUAAAUGUUCAAACAUUGAACUUUGGCCUGAUAUUAAACAGUGUUAGAAAAACACACAUGUAUAUUCUUAACAGUUUCUGUCUGGGUUUUUACAGCUUAUUUAUAGAAUCCGGUCAAAGUUGAUCAGCACAUAUGAAACUAUUGUACUAAUAAUACAGUAUAUAAAAAUGUUAACUGUAAAUACACAAGGUUUUAUGCACAGUAUGUGUGAGGCUAUAUCUGGUGCUGUAUUUCAUUCAGUGUGCUGUUGAGACUAUUGUGUUAACAAUAAACGUUUUCUCUUGGGGGAAAAAAUAUGCAGA